This is a messenger RNA of Bombyx mori (domestic silkworm), 2827 nucleotides long. It is a transcript of the gene serpin-3, whose product is annotated as serine protease inhibitor 3. The record is from RefSeq and is a predicted model, not a curated record. The transcript is spliced from 13 exons. The coding region runs from base 257 to 2827 and encodes 856 amino acids. Gene Ontology annotation, molecular function: serine-type endopeptidase inhibitor activity. NCBI's taxonomy places the organism in Eukaryota, Metazoa, Arthropoda, Insecta, Lepidoptera, Bombycidae.
GUGUGGUCAAUGUUUACUUGUUUAGUCAGACUUCACAAGCGAAUCGUGUUGAACGUGUCAUGUUUCGCAAUAAUGAAAUAGGCAAAUAAAUUCGUGGCAAUUAUUCAGUGUAAUGGAUCAAUUCUGACCAAUAUUACCUUCGAUAGAUUUAAUUAACGAAAAUUCAUUUUUAUUAACAAGACCACAAUCAUAAAAUUGCCUUGAGCUUCGUUUUUUUUGCUUUCUGGUUUUUCCUGGCCGUUUGUGACAAGCCGCGAUGAUUUCUAUAGUGUACAUUACAUUUUUUGCUGCUCAAAUUCUACUAUGUUCAUCUGCUACAGCGAACAUAGAUCCGAACACCCUAAGAGAUGUGUUCGGUUACGGCAGCACGUACAAUCCAAUUGGGGCCGUAGCUACCGAGACCUAUCGACAGGUAGUAGCAGUAACUCCGUACAAUGAAACUCUUGUGGAUCCUGAUUACUGGGAUUUAGAUGAAUUCCAUCCAUCUGCUGCGAAUUUUGAUAAAUUCGAUUGGACCCUGACUAAGCGUGUAGCUGCAGUCUCGGGUGAUAACUUCUUGAUCUCCCCCCUGGGUCUAAAGUUGGCAUUGGCUAUACUCACAGAGGCGGCCACAGGUAAUACGAAAUUGGAACUGUCGUCGGUGCUCGGCUUUGCUCUGGACAGAAGAGAAGUCCGAAUAAAAUUCAGUACAAUUAUUGAUUCUCUUAAGAAACAAAAUCCAGAAUACGUCUUGAAUCUCGGCAGCAGAAUUUACAUAGGGGACUAUGUUUUGCCGAGACAGAGAUUCGCUGCGAUCGCCGAGGAGUUCUACAAAACGGAAAUCAGAGGCAUUGAUUUUUACAAUCCACCCGAAGCGUCUAAACAGAUCAACGCCUGGGUCUCUAACAUAACUCACGGGAAAAUACCCGAUUUAGUCGAUGAUGAUGACGUAUCUGGAGUUGUUGCGAUAAUCCUCAACGCUUUAUACUUCAAGGGCUCUUGGCGACAUCAAUUUCCUACAAAUGCCACCAAAUCUGCACCUUUCUUCGUCACACCGGACCUUCAGAAACCAGUUUUGUUUAUGAACAUCAAAGAAAAGUUCUAUUUCACGGAGUCAGCAAAUUUCGACGCAAAAAUCCUGAGAAUGCCUUACAGGGGUAACAAAUUCGCCAUGUUUAUAAUAGUACCGAAUUCGUUGACCGGCUUGUCCCGUAUUAUGAACGGUCUGAGCGAUCUUCAUCUAGAAAUGAAUAAUUUACAAGAGAGAACGGUUGAUGUUACCAUGCCGAAAUUCCAGUUCGAUUACACAUCAAAACUUGAGUCAGUACUGAAGGAAUUGGGCAUCAGACAAGCUUUUGAGGAAACCGCGUCGUUUCCUGGUUUAGCCCGAGGACAACUUCUUCAUCAAAGACUAAGAGUGUCCAAGAUCGUGCAAAAGUCUGGUAUAGAGGUCAACGAAAUUGGCAGUAUCGCUCAUUCUGCUACAGAAAUAGGAAUAGUGAACAAAUUCGGUGAGGACGACGAAAACGACUAUGAAGUGGUGGUUAACAAGCCGUUCCUGUUCUUCAUACAAGACGAGUACACGAAACAAUUGCUUUUUACGGGAAGAGUCUCCGAUCCUUCGAUAGUCGAUGGGGAUUAUAAAGUACUAUUCGUAACUUUCGCCAGCCUUCAGACGUUGGAUUGUCUUGAUACACGAGCACUGUACUCCAGAUUGAACUUCUUCGAUAUUGAUUUGCUGAAGUACUCGGCUGAGAAUAAACAUGGCAAUGUGAUGGUAUCGCCGGCAAGUAUAAAAUCUACGCUGGCCAUGUUGCUGGAAGGAGCUACGGGGGAGACGGCAGACGAAAUAAGAAGUGCUUUGAGACUUUCGUCAGUAAAAGACGAUUUGAGGGAGCAACUGAAUCUUUAUUUAAAGGCUUUACAUUCAAAUUCAACAGAAACCGUUUUAGAAAACGCCAAUGCAAUAUUCGUUUCCAAUAAAUUAAGACUCAAGAAAGAUUACGAGACAAACCUGCGGUAUGUGUAUUUCUCGGAAGCUGUCCCAGUGAACUUUGGUAAUAACGGAGUCGUAGCACAGCAAAUAAACGCCUGGGUUAACGGAAAAACCAAAGGACUCAUCCCUUCUAUUGUAGAUCAAGCGCAAAUCAACGCUUUCACAGAAAUGAUUGUGACAAAUGCCCUCUACUUCAAGGGUUCUUGGAUGCAAGCCUUCAAUCCUAAGUUUACACGCCCGGCUUGCUUCUACAACAAGGGAGUUUGCCAUAAUGUGGCCAUGAUGGAACUUCAAACAGAUAUACAAUACGCUUAUGUGGAUAACUUGAGGGCACAUGCCGUGGAGCUGCCGUAUGCGGGUAAGCGUUACUCUAUGAUCCUUUUGGUGCCAAUAGAACGCGAUGGCUGUGCCGCCCUCAUCAGAGAUCUGCCAUUCAUGAGUCUACCUCAAAUAUCCGAUCUCCUGGAAUCAACUGAAGUUCAGUUGUCCCUGCCCAAAUUCACAGUGGACUACAAUGAAGACAUAAUACAAGCUUUGAAAAGUAUGCGCAUCAACGCCCUUUUCUCACCGUCGGCAAACCUCUCCGGCAUCUUUGAAGGCACAACUCCGUAUGUUAGCAACCUAUAUCACAAAGUGCACAUGUCAGUGGAUGAGCAGGGGACUGUAGCUGCCGCGGCGUCCGCAGCCAUGGUUGUGCCGCUCAUUAAUGAUGGCGUAGAACUAAGGGUCGAUCGACCCUUCGUUUUCUUCAUAAGAGAUAAUAAGCUUGGCUUGGUGUUAUUUGAAGGGAAGAUUGACGAGCCCACAGAAUAUGUUGAGAAGCCCAUAAACUAUCGAGGUAUGAAAGUUUAA